AAGUAGAACCUAACAAAAUUUUUUGGAAGAAAAAAAGGAUUUAUAUGAGCCACGUAGAUGAUAUAAUUGUGACAGAUGUAUUUUAUUCGUUUUGUAUGGUUAAUGGUUUUAUUCUUUGAUUUAAGGUAUAUCUCCAUGAAUAACUUAAAUGACCCCCCAAAUUGGAAUAUCCGGCCUAAUUCCAGGGCUGAUGGGGGUGAUGGAAGCCGAUGGAAUUAUGCCCUUUUGGUUCCAAUGCUGGGAUUGGCUGCUUUUCGUUGGAUUUGGUCUAGGGAGUCUCAAAAAGAAAUAGAGAAAGAGAGAGAAGCGUACCGUCAGAGAACAGCUGCUUUCCAGCAGGAUCUUGAAGCUAAGUACCAUGCCAUGAUCUCAGAGAAUCGGCGUGCUGUUGCUCAGCUGUCUUUGGAACUUGAAAAGGAACAAAACAGAACGACGAGUUAUCGAGAAGCCCUUAUCUCUCAGGGGCGCAGGUUGGUAGAAGAAAAGAAGCUGCUGGAACAGGAACGGGCUCAGGUCAUGCAAGAAAAGAGACAGUUGCAGCCCUUGAGAAAUGCAUAUCUGAGCUGCCUGGAAAAGGAGGAAGACUGGCAAAGGAGAGCCAGGCUUCUGCUGAAAGAGUUUGAAGAUGCUCUGACAGAAAGACAGAAUAUCUACUGCAGUCUGAUUCUCCCUCGCAACAAGAGACUGGAAAUAGAGAAGAGCUUGCUGGUUCGAGCAUCCACUGACCCCGUUGCUGCUGACCUAGAGAUGGCAGCUGGCUUGACUGACAUAUUUAAGCAUGAUACAUACUGUGGUGAUGUCUGGAAUACCAACAAACGCCAGAAUGGGCGACUCAUGUGGCUGUAUCUCAGAUACUGGGAAGUGAUUGUUGAACUGAAGAAGUUUAAGAGAGUAGAGAAAGCCAUACUAGAAAAGUAAGAGAAGACUGGAAUAAAACUUCUU
This is a messenger RNA of Ceratotherium simum simum (southern white rhinoceros), 942 nucleotides long. It is a transcript of the gene CCDC127, whose product is annotated as coiled-coil domain containing 127. The record is from RefSeq and is a predicted model, not a curated record. NCBI's taxonomy places the organism in Eukaryota, Metazoa, Chordata, Mammalia, Perissodactyla, Rhinocerotidae.